AUGGGGUCAGCGCGAGGUACCAAACCUGAAAAGGAGGCAAAGGUUAUUGUCGCCGAGCGACUUAGAAAGGAGGCAAAGGCUAUCGCCGACGACCGAAGAAAGUAUAAGGAGAAGCAUCGUUUGAUGCAAGGAUGGGUUUACGAUAAGUACAAGCCCAGCACCGCUGGUAGCGAUAAGGAAGUUCAACUCGAUGCUUUUGACGAGGAAACCUCUACUGAGAACGCUGUUAUCAGCACCCGGCCAGCAGAGGGUUCGGUCUGGCAUCUUCCGACCUCAUCAAAUGGACGGCAAGGGCCAAGGGACUUGACUUUAGGCACGAUGCUUGAAGCUGCAGAACGGUGCUACCAGAUUUCCAAAAAUGAUUUCGACACUAUGAGCUUAUGUGACCAUAUCCACCACAUCCAAGAAGUCUUACAACCAGACAACUCGCCGACGCCAGUCUCCGAAGCACUAGUGACUCAGCCUUUAGUAGUCCUAGCUCAACACCAGCUAUAUCUGGCCAAAAAAGACUACAAAGCCUGUGUAGCCAGGAUCGCUCUUCACAGCAGCUUACCGGAAAGCGUGAAGCGAAACAUAAAGACGUGCCAGGACUGUUACGAUAGAUUUCGACCUGACAUAAAGUCCUGUUCUUGCGCCAAAAAGAAGCAGACCUGUCUCCACGGUCCCUGUCGCUACCACCCAGGGAAUAUUAAAUGCUGGGGAGAGGAUACCGGCAUGAAAAAUUACCUGGAGGAGAAAAAGGUCACUGCUAAGGAGUUCAACCUCUGGAUUCACAUGUGCUACUGGGACUGCUGCGGCGCCAAGCUGGUGACCGUCGAUCCUAGUACGGCACGGCGUAGCCAGAAGAAAAAGAAGAUUCCUCUGGAGAAAUGGGAGAUUGCGAAUGAUAUUGAUGGAAGCGUGGGUUGUAAGACCCGGGACCACCACGUCGCGAUUCAGUAGCGUGUGUCACGAGGUGGAACUAAACAACAUGGAAACAACUUCGUUGUUUCGCGAGGAACUCUAACCAAUCUGGCGAGCCUAUGGCUCGUAUAUACAUACAAUUUUCU
This is a messenger RNA of Daldinia vernicosa, 1049 nucleotides long. RefSeq lists its product as uncharacterized. Bases 1 to 942 code for a protein of 313 amino acids. The record is from RefSeq and is a predicted model, not a curated record. The transcript has 2 exons. Lineage: Eukaryota; Fungi; Ascomycota; Sordariomycetes; Xylariales; Hypoxylaceae.